Molecule: messenger RNA, 2367 nt
Organism: Nomia melanderi (Alkali bee)
Lineage: Eukaryota; Metazoa; Arthropoda; Insecta; Hymenoptera; Halictidae
Source: RefSeq, a predicted model, not a curated record
GCCUCUUUUUGUGUUCAACCAUCCCCAAUCGCUGGGUCGAUCCAUCAUCUUCCCCCAAAUUUCUCGACCCCGCUCGAGGAACGGUCACGGCUCGCCGGAAACCUAACAAUUUUUAUGUCGACAUUAACACGGCGUCAGGCUAGCCUGUGAUUAGAUCUAACAUUGUUCUUGGCCAUUGGUACGUCGUCAUUUAAUUUUGCAAGGUGCCUGCAACAUUUUGUGUAUCUCUUUGUGAUAUCUCGUUGAACGGCUUUGAAACGGCUCCUGUUUCUUCUGUAUUUUUUUUUCCUUUUUGUUUUUGCCAUUACAAUGUAACUGAACGUGACCCGUUCUUCUCGACUUCCCUCGCUUGAACCCUUGCGACCCUCCCUCCACUGGUAACUUUAUUGUCCUUGAACUUUUCGUCUUGACGCGAUGCGACUCCAUAUUCAGAUAAUACGAAUUCGUACGAAACUGUGAUCCAAUUACUAUUAAACUCUGUUUUCUCUGGGUUUCGUUUAGAUUAACACUAGAGCCAUCGAGCAUUACGAUUAACAUGUAAUCCUUGUUAAAAAUUGUAAUCCAUAUUUUUCGGUUUAUUACGUUCAUUUCGAGUAUUUAAUAUUUUCAAGAUAUGAUUUAUAAUGUAUAUUAUGUAAUUUGAAGAUGUAAUCAAUCAUUGAGAAACGAGGGAGUUAUAACUAAUCAUUUCGACUGGUAGUUCUAGGUUCAAAUGUUACUUGAAAUUUUCGUAGAAUAUUCUAGAUCGUGUAUUGCACAGUUAUUUUAUGGGGGUCGCGCGCGGAGAGACAUUUCUCUUCUUGACAAUGCUGAGAGAGAACGAGAGACAAGGAGAGAAAGAAAGAGAGAGAGAGAGAGAGGGUGAGAGGGUGAGAAAGGGCAGAGAAAAGAGAGCGAGCGAAAGGGAGAGAAAGAGCGAGAGAAAGGGAAAGUCUGAGUGAGUUUUUGGUGAUUUGGCAGAGGGGGCGAAAUCGCAAGUUGGUGCUACAUAUAAAUAUAUAUAUAUAAAUAUUUAUAUAUAAAACAUACGUAUAUAUCGUGUUACAAUGGUGCAGUGUCGAUUGCUGUUUGGUAGCGGGAUCUACAAAUACUAACUUCUGUGCUUCCAGGGGGCACAAUGUUGCCACCGCCACCGGUCGCGAUAUUCCCACCUACAGCUGCGAUGCUACCGCGUGGACCGCCUCAGUUUGCAGCCCCCUAUCCGCCGCCGAUUUUUUAUUGGCCCUACCCCUCUCCGCCGGUCAGCCCGACUAAUUAUUAUAAUCCAGCGAAUGUCGGUGGUAUCGCGGCCAUUCCUCAGCAAGCGGCGUUGUUGACUCCGGCGGAGUGUCUUCAGCUGGGACCAGGCGCGACAGUGCCCGGAGCAACCACCCCAACGGCGGAGGCUCGCAUCGAGGCGUUCCUGCCACGAAUGGAACUGGAGAAACGCGUACCUGUCCCCGCGCCGCCGCAAGCGGAGUGUAGUCCGUUCGUCGAAGUGUUCAUGGUUUGAUGAUCAGAGUCUCGAGCUCGACCGGGCGAUUCGGCAGGCGAACCUCUGUCCCGAUCAUCGGACCAAGUCGAGUCAAGCGCGAAAACCUUAGCCUCGCACGACAGAAACCCGAAAAUUCGCGUCUUUCUUGCUCCCCUCGCGCGAGAGGACGAUCGUACUAACACGACCGAGUCCUCGUCUUCUUCCCCUUCAUCUUCCUCUUAAUUUGCCCUCCCCGUUUGUACAGAACACAGUGACGCUGGCUUAAAUUCCAUAGAAAUCCGCUCGACUUGAUUCGAGCAAGCUCAGUGUAAUCCCAGUGGACGAAAACAGAAAAUGUGUACAGCGAGAGGAAGAGAGAGACACUGGCCACAGAGAUGCCGCACGCGUCAAACAUAAACACGCAAUGAAGAAAAUGCAAUAGUUUUAAUGUGAAGAACUUCGACGCGUGCGGCAUCCCUUUGAAAUCCAGUUUCAACCCUUGAUUUUCAGUGAACUUCCGGCUUCCACUCGCUGCAUCGAUUCUCUGCUUUUGUCAGGCUGUGCUCGAGUCAAUUCUUGGAGGCAAGUAGCUCCCUGUUCUUUCUGCUCGGUUAAAUUUCACUACUGGGGUUCGAAAUUGUCGAAUUUAAGCGAGCAUUGCUGUGACGUGCAAUCUAGAAUCACAAACGAGGCCUCGGAAGGUUGUAUCCAGCGCGACACGAUUAUUUUACCUUUCCUGUCUUCGAAGAACGCUGCUCCCCCUGCAAAUCCAGCGUGUCACUGAGUGGCACGUUUCUUUCUAGUCUAGAGACAGAUGCAAGUCGUCGUAGCGUAGCGCAGUGACGUCGUUUCUUUCUCGUCGUUCGUUUCGGAUGUUCCCGAAGCGGAUCGCGCACAGAACGUGUUUUUUUUCC